AUGUCAAUUGAAGUCUACAUACAAUUCGUGUUAAUAAAACAACAAUGAAAUUCAGUAAGCUCACUUGAAAUGUUGAAGUUGAAAUAUAUAUAUUUAUUUAACGCAACGAGAACAAAGUCACGCUUGGGAGACGGGAAUAUUGCAGUCUAUAAAAUAGUGUGUGUAUUUCAUUAUAGUAAGGCCUACCAACCAUUACACAGAUUACUUCGUGGUAUGAUCAACGUGUUGUCAACUUUCAAUGUGUAGUGUAGUGUAUAUGGACGUUCGUCACCAUCUCGCCGCUAGCGAAUAUCAUACAUUGGCAUAUCAUGAUUUUAAAGCAGCUUGGACAGAGAUGAACUGAAGAAAAAAAAAACUUUUUAAUGACGCUCAAAAAUUAGCUUACCUCUCAAAUUGCAGACUUAAAACAUAUAGUCAUAAGAAUCUAUUUGCAUUACUUCAUAGAGAAUGCAUGACCAGGAAUGCCUUAACAAAUUGGGAUAACUAUAUAUAAAUAAGACAAAGACACCUGUCUGCUUUAUGCUGUCCAAUAGCUUAGAAAUGUGUACACUGGAGAAAGUUGUGGUCGGCUCAGAGAAGCUUUCAGUUUGCCCUCAACCUCCUCCUCGCUUCAAGAAAAUUGCCCGCCUGUCUCAACUAACAUUGGACCAAGAUAAAACCCGAGAUACAAAAGUUAACGAGCUACCUUACUUGGAGGAACUCGGGAAUGAUACAAAGCAAAGAGCGAUUGAAAAUGCUCCAAAUCCCAACACUUCUGACAGUUCUAAACAAAUAUCUAACGAUAUAAACCAACAAAAAAAUCCAAAGCCUGUAGCUAAACCAAGAACCAAAUAUAGAACGGCACAGGACCAAAAAACUGUAACAGAAUCAGAACCAUUUGAGCACACAGACACAAUUCCUCCGGAACCCGAAGAUAAUGCAUUCCAGAACACUUAUAGCACAUUUGAAGGUUUCCUUGGUGAAUCCCAAAGCGCGCCAAAACAUUUCGAAAACGACGCUUGUGAUAAGAGGAGCUGCAGUGAUAGUCAAAGCUCAAAUGAGUCGGUUUUCGAUGGCGACUUAUCAGAAUUUGAUCCCUUGAAAAGAACAACAUUGUACUUCGACCUGCUUAAGAUUAUCAACCCAAACAAUCAAAUACCUUGCAGCGACGGUGAUUCUAUCGGGCAGUCCUUUCCAUGUCUUGACCCUUGGCCGUACAGUGACAUUCAGAGAAUUUCAGAUUCAGGAGCUUUGACAUUUCCAGAUAAUUUUAGUCCAUUUGAUUCGGAUUUUUCUACUAACACAGACCCUUUUGAAAAUACGCAUUUUUCUUCUGAGUGUCAGACGUUCAACACAUCUAUAAGUGAGACCAGUGUGUCAUCGCCCAGCGAAAAAGGAAGCACAUCCUCAGAAACUCCAAUUUCAUAUCAAAACGACGAGAGCGAUGAUAUUGAAAGCGGAACAAAGGUUCUACAAAGACGAAACGGUGUGAUAAAAUCAGCAAAGAAUUCAGACAGCCAUUCUUGUUUUUCUAAAAUCCCCCAAAGAAGUGGCUAUUUGUUGAAGCAAGGUGGACAAAACUCAAACAGGGGUUGGAGAAAGCGCUGGGUUGUCUUCAACGGUACCAGCCUGCGCUAUUUCAUGGAGUCGUCUUCCCCUGUUUCCAUCCGUAUCAUUCCAAUAAAAUGUAUGGAGAAAGUUGAGGUGGACAUUAAACCGACUGACCGUGACAGCUUUAGGUUUAAGCUCUACACGAACAUUAAAAAACGCGUUUUUCUCUUCUCCUCUGAGAAGAGCGACAACUGUAUUCAGUGGGCUCUUUCCCUAGGUGCAGCCAUCACACAGUACCAAAAGUACGGUUGGUUUCAAAACGAUUUGGGAAAACCAGACCAAGAAGGCUUUAUCCGCAUCAAUUCUAAAAAAUAUUACACCACGAUCAUGGACCAGAAGCUAACCUUCUAUGACUCUAUUGAAGACUAUGGAUAUGGCUCUCCCUCUCAUGAGAUUGAACUAAACUUGGCGUCCAUCAAAAAAGUCGUGGACGAGAAAAAGUUUAAGCUCAAACUGUCCACUAACAAAACAUUUUUUGACCUCAUGUUCGAGGACCAAGAGGACUUGCAACGGUGGACUACUGCCCUUGAUACGGCCAUCCAUAAAAGCCUUUCCGAUGACACUGUGCUGAAAAAGGUUCAGGAAAACGAAAGCAACAGCCGAUGUGCUGACUGUAGCUCCGAAACAGCUUACUGGGCAUCCGUCAUACUCGGCAUUGUCUUGUGUGACAACUGUGCAGGGAUACAUCGCACUUUCAAUCUUAAACAGUCCAAGAUAAGGUCGUUAAGAAUGGAUGUCAAUGUUUGGACACCUUCCCUAAUUGAUUUAAUGAUUCAAAUAGGCAAUGCAAAUGCUAACGCUUUUUGGGAGUACAGUCUACCAUCUGGCAGAAAGAUCCAACCUUCGAGUACCAUUGAUGAAAGGAAAAUAUUUUUGACAGAAAAAUACAUAACGAAGAAGUUUUGCGAACCAUUUGAUUCAGGAGUUUCCGAAGAGAAACUCGCUUCGGACCUACUAACACUCUCCAAAUCUGCAGAUGUUAUAGGUGUUAUGAAGCUCUUGUUUAGCAACGACAACCUUCCACAGGAGCACAUCUCUGCCGCUUAUGAAACCGCCAAAGAAAAUGGAAAAGGUUUAGUCGCCGAGUUUUUAUUUCAGAACGGAGGAGACAGGCAACAUCUGGAUAACAGCUACAACGAAAAGCUUGAGGAGAUCAAACUAACUGGCUUCCUUAAGAAAACUGGUCCCCAAGGUCGACCAUUAAAAAGAUGGUGCGUUCUCAACCACGGCGCUCUAAUGUAUUACACGAAUGAAAAGGGUUCAAAGUGCAAAGGUCUGAUCCAAAGAAAUGAUAUUUUAUUGGUAAGGGUCAAAGAUGCUCACGGUCUUCAAUUUGAGAUUAGCACGAAGAUGAAAGACAAUCGGGUGUUCACGUUCACCUCGGAGAGAAAAGAAGACGUGCUGAGAUGGGUCCAGGUGCUGACCAAGACUUUAAUAGCCACUAGCGCAUGGGACAAAGUGGACACAAAUGACAUUCUCGUUUCUGGGCUGGGGCAAACACAAGAAGCCUCAGGCGAGGAGUGGCUUGACAGCUUUCUGGUAUUGUCCAAGAGCUCUCUGCUCCGCAUCAGGCCGAAUCAGGAAAUUGAUGCAUUAUCUUUAAGCAAAGUGCAUAACAUCAGCUGCGUUGCCGGCAUACAGAACCAAGACAAGUACGUAGCAAUCAGUACCUCAGAGAAAACGUUUCACAUCAAGGCGAAAUUGCAAAGAGACACCGAAAAGCUGUCGGAAGUGUUGAGUACCUUGUGCCGAAAUCACCCAAUCGACUCGUGACUAAAUUGCAUGUUCAGUAGUCUUUAUUGUAGUCAAAUGGUAACUGGUACCAUAUCAUACCAAAGGAAAACAAUUAGAAAAUAAAGUAAUGGACAGAAAAAAAAAAGGCAAAACUAAAGAUAAUGAUGUACACUGCUCCAUUCAGUCUUUCUAGAUAAUUGAUUGUCUUGGCAUGUGUCUGUUUCUUAAUAUUAAUUUGAGUGAAAAAAAUCCUUCUACCCCUAUUAAACGUGCAAUAUGAUAUAGUAAGUUCGUAUACAAGAAAUGAUAUUAUCCGUAAAUUUAUACACAUUUUCAUGAAAAGGAAUGUAUUGAAAAUAUUGCUUAUUUUAUGAAGCGAUUUCUCUAUGUAUUAUAGAUAAUAAAUGACUUUACAGUGACAAGGUAAAUAGCGAGAAGGUGGUUUGCUAUAGCAUGUAAUAUAUUGUUUGUGUUAUUUGUUUGUUAAGCAGUUUCCAGCAAGAUACGUUCAUAUAUCGCCUAGCUCUUUUUUUUUUCUAAACAUCUUAAAAAAAAAAACAGACUAAAAAGUUGAAAUCUUGUUAUAUACCCGUAGAAUCUACAUGGAAUAUCAACCGCAUAUUUGUGAUUAAUCGUAAAGUGAUUUUUUAAAUAUUUUUUAGACAUCCCUUUUUAUGAUUUAUUUUCAAUGCAUUUACCAAUUUACAAACCCAGAACCGGCAGUUUGGUGUUUUAUAAGCAUUAUUAAUAGAUAUGAGUUGCACUUUGAAAGGAAAAAAAUAUUUGCUUUGAUCUUCAUUAUUAUCUUUUGAAUAUUAAAAAAAGAAGUGAUUAUACUCAACGCAAUGAGUCCUCCGAUGUGCAAUCUUUGAAGUGACAUGAUUUAUUUGCACUAAAAGAUUUUGUGUGGGUUACUAUUUUGCGACAAUUUAUUAUUUGCCAUUAUAUACAUUUGUAUCAAUGUGUAUAGAUGUAGAUACUGAUUAAAAUAAACAUUUUCUUCAUUUA
Molecule: messenger RNA, 4332 nt
Organism: Biomphalaria glabrata
Lineage: Eukaryota; Metazoa; Mollusca; Gastropoda; Planorbidae
Product: arf-GAP with Rho-GAP domain, ANK repeat and PH domain-containing protein 2-like
Exons: 2
Coding region: 520-3363 (947 amino acids)
Molecular function (GO): GTPase activator activity
Source: RefSeq, a predicted model, not a curated record